Tetrahymena thermophila SB210 is the source of this 2446-nucleotide messenger RNA. Its product is annotated as transmembrane protein, putative. The transcript is spliced from 2 exons. The record is from RefSeq and is a predicted model, not a curated record. NCBI's taxonomy places the organism in Eukaryota, Ciliophora, Oligohymenophorea, Hymenostomatida, Tetrahymenidae.
AAAAACUGAACAAAUUAGGUAAAAAGAGAUAUCAACAAUUUUAGUAUUAAAAUAAAAAAGAUUAUUAGAAAAAGAAAAAUAUUUAGGUGUUAGUAAUUAAAAUAUUUUUUAAAGCUUCAAGAUAUCUGCAUUAUAAAAAAUAAAAUAAAGAGAUAAAAUAGCUUUCAUUAUGAUAUAAACAGUAGUUUUAAUCUAAAGCUAAUACUUUCAUUUCAGGAGUUUUUUAAAUAAACCUAUAAAGAAAUAAUCUUAAUAGAGAAAAUAAAAUAAUUUUUUAUUAAAUUUAGAUGAUACAGUUGAUGGAUUUUUUCAUUUAAAUACUAGCAGUAAAAAAAAAGUAAAUACAAAAGAAUAAUUUCAUUUGUAAUCAGGGUCAAGUCUUAGACUGCUAUUUAACUAGCUUGCUCUACAAAUAUAAACUAAACCAAAAGUUAGUACUAUCCUAAUUAGCUACUUAGUAUGUGCUCUAUACUAUUUGCUGAAUCCCUAUACUUUAUCUAAAUUUAAUCAAAGAAAUAUUAUAGAUGAAAACAAUCAAUCUUAAGUAACAGAUUCAAGCAAUACAAUUAUUGCAAGUUAGGAAGAUGCUAUUCCUUAUAUAAUUUUAUAGUUUAUUGCUUAAGAUUAUUUUAUAUAUACAUCUGUGCGUCUCUUCUUUCAUGAUAGUUUCAUCAGGAAAAUUGAAGUCAAAGACAUGCUUAUUACAUUUUGGCUUCUAUAUGGAUGCUCCACUUUAUUCCUCGUUUUUAUUCUAACCUGUAUCUAAUCUCACUGGAUGAAUAUGCUAAUUUUUACAUUAUGUUAUUCUGUUUUGAUAUUUUAAUAUCAAAAGGAGUAGAACUCUUUUAAAAACCUCUUUUAAAUGAGCAUGAAUUUUGAAUAGCUACUUAGAAGUUCAAGAAGGAGAAGGAAUUAAGAUGGUGAAUAAGUGAUAGAUGAAAAUUAACAAAACUAAGAAUAGUAAGAUUAGCAAUAAAAUGUAAAUAAUUAAAAUGCAUAGGCAGGUCAUGAGUACGAUAGUGAUGAAUAAGAUGAAUAGAAUCACAAUGAAGAUAUUAGGUUAAAUUAAAGAAGAGUUAAUUUUUCUAACCAUAGAGCUAAUCCAAUAGUGACAGAGUUAGUUUAACAAUUUGUUGGAGAGCAUUAUGAAAGAAAUUAAGUCACUUAACUAAUUCAAGUAAGCUCUUGUAAAUGGAUAGUGAUAUAUAAAGUUAAUCAUGUAAAAUACAUAAGCGUAUUUGCUGGUAAAAGUAGAUUAUCUACUUAAAAAAUAGACAAUAAUUAUAUAAUACUGAAAUAUUAUUCAGACUCUAUUGAAAAAUAAGCUAGUCCAUAUAGUAUUAAUGAAGAAACCAAGAAAAAAUACAUCAAUAUUGGUGUCAUAUAUAACACAUUUUCUGGAAAACUUUUACUCUUUACAGUAACCCCAAAAGGUAUUAAGUAUUUAUAAACUCUCGAUGUUGGCAUCGUAAAUAAGGAACACAUAGUGCUGCAUCAGCAACAACCCAAAUUUGUCACCAUUCGCUUAAAAGAUUUAAUUUUUAAGGAUUUUAUAAAAAAUGGAAUGUCAUCUUAAACCCUUGUUGAUUAUCAGAAUAGAGUUCUUUAAGCAUACUACUCAAUAGAUGACACAGAUUAUGUUGUAAGUAUAGAAGAAGAAACACUCAUCAUAAGCACCAUUUUAUCUACUGUAGAGUGGAAACCAAUAGGUCACGAUUGGGAAAUGGAGUUGAUGAUGGGUAAUCAUGAACCAUCUAAUAAUUUGUCUCCUGCAUAAAGCACUCUUUUGAAAAAUCACUAAUAUUAUGAUAAAAGACAAUACUUUAUACAACAAAAAAUCAAAACUAAAGACUUUCCAACAUCAAUUAAAAGUGUAAAUAUCCUAAAUAGAAGGCAUUUAUUUAUUUAAGACGAAACUCACUUUUAUGUAUACAGUAUACCAACUUCUUAAGUAUUAAAAACUAUUCAAAAUAAUUAUAUUUAAGGGUUCUCUAUUAUACCAAUAAACUCCACAAUAAAUAGCCCAAAUCUUACAAUAGAGCAAUUUUUAAAAAUAUAAAACUUUGUAUAGAAAAGAAUUGCUGAAGCCUUAGCUACGGAAGCUAAUACCUACAAAAGCUCCGCCAUUACAACCGAAAAUCCUACUCUUAUUUAUCUCUCUUAAUAUACUUCAAUUCCAAUUACUUUUACUAAAAAUUAAGACAAUACUAUAUAAAAAAUAAUUUUUAUUCUUCCCAAGUGUAUUUAAUCUACAGCCGAAUCAGCGAUGUUAACUGAUAAUCUAUUUCAAAUAAAAUCUAAUACUUUAUAAAAUAUACUAGAUUCAAGCAGCUAAUGAAAAUAAAUUUUAUAAUUAUUACAAGUAUUUAAUUCUAACUAACUGUAAAAAUUUUGUAUUUUUUAUUUUCAAAGAAAAUAUAUUAUAAAUUCUAUUCUUUCAUUAUAU